Lodderomyces beijingensis is the source of this 1083-nucleotide messenger RNA. Lineage: Eukaryota; Fungi; Ascomycota; Pichiomycetes; Serinales; Debaryomycetaceae. The record is from the annotation of a GenBank genome assembly.
AUGGCCGACUUUAAAACAUUAACUGACAAGCUCAUUGUCUCCUACGCGAAGUCAGAACUAUCCAAGGCGCACAAAACUGCCGAGAAUGUCAACUACAUCCAAGACGUUGCUCGGGUCCCGCUCAUCAACUCGAUCCAUUCCAGCGUCGACUACUUGCGCCCCCACAAGGACAGCGCGAGGAUCGACAUCGCCUUGGACAAGAUUGAUUUGGCAAAGAUAUACGCAAACGUGGACAAACUCGAAAAGGACAGCAACAGGGACCCUGCUUUGAGAUACGAUGAUCUUGUGGUGAAGGAGCUCUUGCGAUAUUUCAAACACGAUUUUUUCAAAUGGGUCAAUGUGCCCGAAUGUCCAUGUGGCUCGGAUAGAGUUGUGUCGACAGGGGCCAUGCGCCACCCGCCAGGCCGCCCCAAUCCUGAUCAAAUAUCCAUCAUUGAGAUGUACAAGUGCCAAAACUGUAGCAGGGAUAUCCAAUUUCCAAGGAUCAACAAUGCUGUCUCCUUGCUUGACAGCAGGCGGGGGCGAUGUGGCGAAUGGGUCAAUGCGUUUCUACUUCUUUUGGAGGCGUUGAUAGGAGAGGGGAAAGACCGGGUGCGAUAUGUGUGGAAUCCAGAAGACCACGUCUGGUGCGAGUACUAUUCGCUGGGAUUAAAGAAGUGGGUGCAUUUGGACCCAUGCGAGGCUGUCUUUGAUGAGCCCCGCUUGUAUUGCGAAAACUGGGGCAAGAAAAUGUCAUUUGUGUUUGGGUUCAAUGACAACACGGUUGUUGAUUUGAGUGAUAAAUACAUAACAAAGGAAAAGAAAAUAUUGACUGCGCUUGACCCCAAGCCAGUAGCCAGUACCGUUGCAUGGUUGAAUGCAAAGAAAUUGGUGCUGUUUUACCAACAAGCUCGAGCUCAGGGCGCAAGUAAGGAGGAGCUGCUACGUCAAGUUUACCAUGAAGUCAUCGUUCCUCGCAACCGGGAACUUUUGGUGGAAAACAAAGCUUCAGCGGCAACGGCAACUUCGACUAGGUCUGAUAUACCUCAGGGAAGGCAGACUGGCUCUGCCGAAUGGACAAAGGCUCGUGGCGAAAGUGGAUAG